Postia placenta MAD-698-R-SB12 is the source of this 525-nucleotide messenger RNA. RefSeq lists its product as hypothetical. The coding region runs from base 1 to 525 and encodes 174 amino acids. The transcript is spliced from 4 exons. The record is from RefSeq and is a predicted model, not a curated record. Lineage: Eukaryota; Fungi; Basidiomycota; Agaricomycetes; Polyporales; Adustoporiaceae.
AUGAAUAUGGUAGACGUCCAGCAUGCCCCGGAGAUCGAGUAUAACGAGAUGCCCCACGGUUUGCUGAAUAUGCCUGAGUGGGCUAAGAAGCUUGCGCUCUUCGUCGCAAUGGACGUUGCCAACGAUGACCUUUGCGGGGGUCUCAGCAGUGCGAAGUUCCCGAGCACUCGUGCUGAAAUUUUGGUGAUAGAAAUGUCUUGGAGGGGCGAGCUUGGAGCUGGUUUCAUUGGGGCUCAGGACAUGUUCGUGCACAGUGCUGGACUGCGAGACUCCCUUGAGGUGGAGAAGGCGGCACAGGGAUUCGAGUUUUGGGGUCUGUCGAGAGAGAAUCCAAAGGAGCAAAAUGUGUGGACCAGCCGCUACAAAGGUGAGACAGUCGGUACAAAGGAGACCAAUGCAACCCAGAUGAUGACGAGACUCAGAUAUGAGCACGUUCGAGAGCAUGAUGCUGUGGAGUACGUGGCGGCAGGAGGUGGAUAUUGGCACCUGCGCGAAACGUUUGCAAAACGCAAGAAGUUUGCAUAG